ACGCCACAACGUGGCUUCUCCCAGUUUAUUUAUUUUGCGUAUCUUGAUUCAUAUACUCCGUAUUGGCCGGCGAUACGGUCUGUACAAAGAAGCAACGCGUAUCCCCCAGGACCAUAACCGGCCGGCAAAACCAAAACCAUCCGACAAUGGCCGCCACCGGCGCUGGAGAAGGCAAGAAAGCGGCCGCCGGAAGCAGCGUCCACAGCAAGACCCUCCUCAAAAGCGAGCAACUCUACCAGUAUAUACUGGAGUCGACGGUGUUCCCGCGCGAGCCCGACGGCCUUCGCGAGCUGCGCCUCGCCACCGCGAGUUACCCCGGGGCCCGCAUGGCGGCGGCGCCGGACCAGGUGCAGCUGUUCGGGCUUCUGAUCGAGAUGCUCGGCGCCAGGAACACCAUCGAGGUCGGCGUGUUCACCGGGUACUCGCUGCUCGCCACCGCCCUCGCCCUCCCCCAUGAUGGCAAGGUAGUGGCCAUCGACGUUAGCCGCGAGAGUUACGACGAGAUAGGAUCGCCGGUGAUUCACAAGGCCGGCAUGGCGCAUAAGAUCGACUUCCGCGUGGGGCUGGCGCUGCAAGUGCUUGAUCAACUGGUAGCCGAGGACGGCAGCACGGGCAAGUUCGACUUCGCGUUCGUGGACGCGGACAAGGCCAACUUCGGCAACUACCACGAGCGGCUGCUGCGGCUGGUCAGGGUCGGGGGCCUCAUCGCCUACGACAACACGCUGUGGGGCGGCUCUGUGGCCGCCACCGACGAGGCGGCGGCGGAGCUCUCGGAGCGGGACCGGGAGCUCGCGGGGAUCGCCAGGGAGUUCAACGCCGCGCUCGCCGGCGACCGCCGCGUGCAGGUUUGCCAGCUCGCCAUCUCCGACGGGAUCAUGCUGUGCCGCCGCGUCGCCUGAUGGCCAGACACACCGUGGGUUCUGGGUUGCAAUGCUGUUGAGAUGAGCCGUGGAUGAUGGGUACUAAUUAACAAUGUGUUUAUGUUUGUCCGUGUUGUUAAUUUAAAGUGUCGUAGCCUACGGGCUGUGCAUUCUCGUCUUUGCAUUCACCGCUGUGAACUGUGACGAUGAUUGAUGCCCCCAUGCUGGAUGCUGAUAUAAUUUACAGUCGACAUGAUCGCGAUAAGCCGAUAACGACAGAUUGUCCAACCACGAUAUCGGCCUAUACUGUGUACUCUGCUACCACAGUGUUACAACUAACAAUUGUGAACUAUUGAUUUUUCU
Molecule: messenger RNA, 1223 nt
Organism: Brachypodium distachyon (stiff brome)
Lineage: Eukaryota; Viridiplantae; Streptophyta; Magnoliopsida; Poales; Poaceae
Product: probable caffeoyl-CoA O-methyltransferase At4g26220
Exons: 5
Coding region: 147-899 (250 amino acids)
Molecular function (GO): S-adenosylmethionine-dependent methyltransferase activity; O-methyltransferase activity
Source: RefSeq, a predicted model, not a curated record